This is a messenger RNA of Humulus lupulus (European hop), 1267 nucleotides long. RefSeq names its product caffeoylshikimate esterase. The transcript has a single exon. Gene Ontology annotation, cellular component: membrane. The coding region runs from base 103 to 1098 and encodes 331 amino acids. Lineage: Eukaryota; Viridiplantae; Streptophyta; Magnoliopsida; Rosales; Cannabaceae. Gene Ontology annotation, molecular function: lipase activity. The record is from RefSeq and is a predicted model, not a curated record.
UAAUAUCUAUUGACUAAUAAAAGUCAUAUUUUUUGUCAAAAAAAAAAAAAAAAUUCAUCUUCUAAAAAUUAAAAGAAGUUGGAAGCUUUGAACCCUCCAACAAUGGCGGGGCAAGACAGCAGCAACCUCCAUUACUGGGGAAACAUAGACGAGCAAGACUACUACACCCAGCAACGAAUCAAAGGCUCAACCUCCUACUUCACUUCCCCAAGAGGCCUCAAGCUCUUCAAUCGUUCAUGGCUUCCGCUCUCAUUCCCUGCAACCCCUCCUCGUGCCCUAAUCUUCAUGGUCCACGGCUACGGAAACGACAUAAGCUGGACCUUCCAAGCCACGGCCAUCUUCCUCGCCCAAAACGGCUACGCCUGCUUCGCUCUCGACCUCGAAGGCCACGGCCGAUCCGACGGUCUAAAAGCCUUCGUCCCCUCCGUCGAUCUAGUCGUCCAAGACUGCCUUUCCUUCUUCAACAACAUCAAAAAACAAGAUCCCCAAUUUCAAAACCUAGGGCUUCCUUCGUUUCUUUAUGGAGAAUCCAUGGGAGGAGCGAUCUGCCUCCUGAUCCACCUUUCCGAUCCGGAGGGCUUCGACGGCGCCGUUUUGGUCGCACCCAUGUGUAGAAUCAGCGAUAAACUGAAACCCAGAUGGCCAAUUCCCCAAAUUCUGACCCAAUUCGCGAGGCUGUUCCCAACCCUAGCUGUGGUCCCGACGGAGGAUCUGAUGCCGAAAUCGGUGAGGGUGGAGGAGAAGAAGGUGGUGGCGGAUCGGAAUCCGAUGAGGUACAGAGGGAAGCCGAGGCUGGGGACGGUGGUGGAGCUUCUGAGAGUGACGGAGUAUUUGAGUGAGAGGUUGAAGGAAGUGAAGGUGCCAUUGUUGGUGGUGCAUGGGAGUGGUGAUGUGGUGACUGACCCUCAGGUGAGCAGAGCAUUGGUUGAAGAAGCUGAGAGUGAAGAUAAGAGUAUAAAGAUAUAUGAUGGUAUGAUGCAUUCUUUAUUGUUUGGUGAGAGUGAUGAGAAUGUUGAGAUUGUCAGGAGUGAUAUUCUUUCUUGGUUGAAUCAUAGGUCUAAUGAUAAUGAUACUACUUCAUCAAUCAUUAUCGAUUGAAUCGAUGGUUUUGGUUUUGGUUUUGUUUAUCAAAGUUUGAUUUUUUUUCAAUGUAGGUUAUGUAUAUUGUUUAUAGUGUUAAUUUGAUCAGUAUUGUUAUGGGACACUUGCGUUGUUAGCCAACUCUUUUAGCUUUGGUGUAGAUUAUGAUCAUUACAACAGUUUUUUA